CCGCACUAAACACACGCGCCCAAACGCGUACGCGCUUCCACUGCCCGUAUAGAUCGCGAUCUCCAAACAAAUAAACUUAACUCAAGAGUGAAGUAAACAAAUAUGCGGGCUUAAUAAAUACAAUCAACUAUGUCGUUCUGCAGAAUUACAGGCCGCAGCAGAGGGCUGCCAAAGCCCAAUUAUUUCCCGCUCCUCGCUCCUAUCUCGCCAGCUGAUGCAAAGCGUUGCUGCAGGAUCACUGGCAAGUCAUAUGGAUUACCGUCGCAUCACUACAUUCCAGUACUGCUCACCGCCAGGUCGGGGAGAACGAAAUGCAAAAUUACUAAUGUAUCUGGUGAACUCGGACCCCAUCAUUAUGCACCUGAAAUAAAUUAUGGAAAUAGGAAACAUGAAAUGCUACCUGACUACAGAUAUAUAUUCCCAGUCUUGGAUGGUUCCACGGAGGCACAAAAGGUUUUAAUGGAAAUGUUGCUGACGAAACAAGUUACUGACGACAAGCGAUAUGUGUAUACGGUACAAGAAAGAAGGUGCAGUUUAGUUUUCUCCGCUCGUAUGGAAGCGGCAGUGCGUGAUGGUGAUGUUCGAGACGUCAUGCUUGCGAAAGAUUCGGAUACAGUGCUGAUCAAAACAAAACAAGGUCGUAGUGUGUCAAUGGAUUUCAAGGACUUUACCGAAGAUGUGGAAAUAUAUGAAGGCGAAGGACCUAAUGCUGAAGUGUUGAAACAGAGAGAAGUAGAAGAAUUAGAAGAAAAAAAGAAGAAAAGAAAACGUGCCGCUGGUCUUUCUUCAAUGAAAAAAAUAUUUGAAAAUAAAGAAAAAUUAGCAGAAGUGCAGGAAUUGGAAGAAGAAAAAGUGCGUCAAGUACGUGUAGCAAAAAAGGCUAAAUUAGAAGAGUGCAGACAUGAGAAAAAUGAUAUGAAGAGCUUCCAUUCGAAUAAUUUUGACUUAAAUCAUAUGCGCUCUAAAUCUAGUAUUAUUAUGUGUAAUGAUGACUGGAAAGAUAAUAUUCAUCCGCUUAUUGAGUCAUGGGAUUGGGAAGAUUUUGAAAAAGAAAACUAUAUUGAUAAAAAAAAUAUUGUCCCUAAGUCAUCAGUAUUACCUACGCCGCUGAAAAUAAAACCUCAUCACUGUGAUUCAGAAAUUUAUGAAGUAGACCACAAUAUUAGCGAUAUUUCGGUAUCGUUUGAAAAUGUGCCUUGUGUCAAUCCUUUAAAACCGAUAAAAGCACGGCCUACAGAAACAGUUUUAAAAGCUGUUAAAGAAUUGUCAAAUGAACGUAUAAUUGAAACAUCACAAGUUUUUGAAAAGUUGAAUGAAAAUAAUAAACUUGGAAUGUUGCCCACAGUAGAAAACUUGCCAGAUAUUGUAAAAAAUAUUAAAAAAGGUAAAAGAGAAAAAAUAUCUAAAGUUCCAGGUUUAACUUUGGAUAUAAACAAAGCGAAAACAUUCAUACCUGGUCAACAUAUCAAUACUCCACAAGGUCCUAUUUUUGUACCAGGACAAACAGUAGAAACUCCUAUAGGACCUGUCUUCGUACCAGGGUUCACUGUGAAUACUCCGGCGGGUCCAGGGCUUAUACCGGGCCAUAUUGUAACAAAUGAAAAUACAAAUGAACCAUUUUUCCUAGCCGGACAAGUUUUGCAGACAUCGAAUGGCGAAGAGUUUAUUUGUGGACAAACAGUUAAAAACAAAGAUGAUUCAUAUCGUUUCACUGAAGGUCAAACAGUUAUCUCUGAAGAAGGUAUGAAGUUUAUUCCUGGUAAAAUAAUAAACAAUGGCUCUGAAGAAACUUUUGUACCUGGUCAAACAAUAUUAACACCAGAGGGCGUACAGUUUAUUCCAGGUCAGACAAUAACAAAAAGCAACGACGUUCUUUUCACACCAGGGCAAAAUGCAAAAAUAAAUAAUGAAUGGCAAUUUGUGCCAGGCCAAGUAAUCAAUGAAGAUGACGAGUUACACUUUGUACCUGGUGCUACAUUAGCUACACCCAAUGGCCUUAAGUUUGUGCCAGGGCAAACAGUUGCAAUUAAUGGGGAGACAUGCUUCAUACCUGGUAUAACAAAAGCUAAUAGCAAUAAUAAAUUAGAGUUUGUUCCCGGGACCACAGUAGAGACUAUUGAUGGACCAAAAUUCAUAGAAGGACAAAUAGUACGUACUGAAUAUGGAGAAAAGUUUAUGCCUGGAAAAACUACCGUUCAAGCUAACGGACAUGUAGAAUUUUCCGUUGCUAAAACAGUAGAAGAUAUAACUUUCUCAGAAGGCACGCAUAUGGGAUUGCCAAUAGAUAUCAAAACAUGCUCAUUAUCUGAAGAAUCCUUAUAUGUAUUUGGUCAUAUGGUCCAAACUACAAAAGGUAUUGAGUUUUAUCCUGGCCCCAGAAUACCUAAAAUAGAAGGUAAAGUAGUACCUGGAAGACUUGUUAAAAAUGAAGCAAAUGAGUCAAGAUUUGUUCCUGGAAUGAUGGUAGAAGGUAUAUUUGUUCCAGGACAAAUAGUAUUUACAGAAAACGGAGAACAAUUUGUUCCAGGCCAAGUUGUUGAUACUGUUGAUGGACCUAAAUUUGUACCUGGUCAAGUUGUAAACACGAGAAAUGGACCAAAGUUUGUCCCAGGUCAAACUAUACAUACAAUUGAUGGUCCUCGUUUUGUUCCGGGUCAAAUAAUAGAAACAAAAGCUGGACCUACUUUUAUACCUGGUCAAGUUAUAUCUACAGAAGAGGAAGGCUCGAGAUUUGUACCUGGACAAGUAGUUGACACGGAAGAAGGUCCUAGAUUCGUCCCUGGUAGAGUUAUAGAGACCGACGAUCAUGGUGUGACUUUUGUUCCUGGUCAGAUAGUCCAAACACCGGAAGGAUUAAAAUUUGUAGCUCCUGAUCUUGUAGAAGGCGAAGAGGGAUUAGAGUUUUCAGUUCAAAGUUUCGUUGUUACACCUGAAGAACUAAAACUUUUAAAAGUAAAAACAAACCCAAAUGAUACAACAUCUACUAAAGGAGAAUUAACUAUCGAUACAAAUAUGCUCAGACAGCUUUCUGAGGCCGGUAUGUCUAUUGGUAGACAAGUACCAGCAGAACUACCUACGAUUAACGUAGUUUUAAAUGAAACUAGAAAUAAAGAGGCACUCAAAGCAUUUGUUACAGAUUUCGGCUUAAAAGAUGAUGUUGCGAAUCAAUUAAUGGACGUUAUCACAUCUAUUAUUGAAAUGAGUGCACAUUUGAAGUCAGAAAUGUAUGAAAAUGGUAAAACAAAUGAAAAUGCAAGUGAAGCGAAAAAAAAUAAAACCACAAAAAAGCGUAUGGAAAUUGAAACAGGAUAUACAGAAGGAAACGGACAAACAGCCCAUGAAGAGCAUGUCAAAAAUUCAAUAGCUGCUGCAGUAUUAGCUGCUUUAGUUACGGCUGAACAAUUUGAAGAAGUUAAUAAUAAUAAUAGUAAAGAAAAAUAUCAAUUAAUAUUAAAAUCUAUUGAUACUAUUUUGGGUAAAGCUAUAGAUAAAGAUUUUGUAACAGCAAUGUACAAGAUUUUACAAUGCGAGGAAGACAAAGAAAUUCUUCGUGAGGAGAUUCUUGAAAAUACAACUCAACCUAAAGUUGAAUUAAUCAAAAUUGCUGUCAAUAGCACACUACAUAAACAUUCCUUUACCGAAGAAGAUAUUAUUGAAAAAUUCAGCGACUUUUUAGCUAGUGAAAAUGAAGUAUUAGGACCAGCAUUCAAAAAUAUUGCUAACACUGACACAAAUCUUCUUCGCCAUGUAUUGGGUCACAUCUCAGAUUCAAUAUCUUUUAUUAAAACUGAUAAUGAAGCAAGGGAAACCUUACAGAAGGCAAUUGUGUCUGCAGUUCAAGAAUCUAGCUCCAAAGAAUUGGAAGUUAUACUUAACGAAAAUAAUAAAGAAAACUUAAAAGAAUUGAUCGUACAAUCAGUAGGACUUGCAAAACUUCUUGGAAUGAGAGACGUGGCUAGUAAUUUAUUAGCGGUCAUCAAUAAUGAAGAAAGUUUAUCUAAAAUCGCAACGGACGAUACAAGUCUUAGUAUUUUAAAAAGGUUAACAGUCAUGCGUAAACUUGCAGAAAAAACACCAAGUUUACAUUCUGCGCUUCAUAAAUUAGUAACAGACCCAGAAUUGGCUCGAACGGAUCCUAAACUUAGAGAUUUAGUUCGUGAAAGCGCAGUUCUAAUGAUAGUACCGGAGGAACCUCCGCUGAUGACAUCUGAUGACGUUCCAUUAAGUUUACUAGAUCCAGACAACAGUCUUGCUAUGGAAGAAUUUUUAUUUCAACGCAGGAAACAUCCUGGUGCUUUAUUAAUAAUGAAAAGAGGAUUGCAAGCUGUUGUGCCUCGCGAAGCCAGUCGUGCUGUAUUAACUGGUCAAAUUGCGUAUACAGUUCUCGAUGAAAAUGGAAUCCGACAUUUUGAACCACUGCACGUAUUUUCAGCGUUGAACCUCAGCAAACCAACAGCCCAUAGAUUUUCAAUGUAUAGUUGUCCUGUUGUGGAUGACAAAGAUGAAGAUCUACAAUCAUUUACAGGAUAUUGUAAUAUCAGUAAUAAUCAGAGAAUAACUAGACUUGGUGGAUGGAGGACGGAUCGUAAAUAUAAUGGAGUGUUACUGGAUAGAGAGAAUACUAGAAGUAGAAUGAGUAGCUUGGAAACUACACCAAGUUAUAAACGAUAUUCAUCACGAUCUUUGUCUAGAUCAAGGUCGAGUUGUAGUAGAAGUCCUCCGAAGGUAGAGGACGUGUUAGUUGCAACGACAGACUACACUGCCGCUGCUGAUGAUGAAGUGUCCCUAAAAGCAGGUGACAUUGUCGAGGUUCUCGAUACAAAAGCCGCGCUCGGAGCCAAGAUAUCCCGGACAGACCCCGAGCUGGACCUGGAAGGCUCCACACUCCUGGACGCCUCGGCAGCGAAGCACAAACGAGCAGUACGACCGAAGAAAAAACACCCUAAAGGGAAGGCGAAUGGACUUAAGAAAGACGGAGAGAGAUGGUUGGUGCGGGUGGUGGAAGAUGUGCAGGGGGGAGAACUGCGCACGCGGCAGGGCCUGGUGCCAGCCGGCGUGCUGCACGAGAAGAAGACUGUAGAACAGGGCCAGACCGAGCUGGCUGCAAGGAGACAGGCGGUGGUACGUGAGCUGGUGGAAACUGAGGAGGAGUUCGGAAGGGACAUGCAGCAGGUGGUGUCCAGGUAUAUGAGACCCAUGGACAAGGCUCGGACGCCCAAACCUGUUUUCGACAACAGAGAACUAUUAUUUUCCAACUUCAGACAGAUCGCAGAGUUUCACAAUACAACUCUGCUGGAGGGCAUAAAGUACUACGCAGGAGAGCCGCGGAUGCUGGGCCGAGCACUACUGCGUAUGGAGCGCGAGUUCGACAAACACGUCGCGUACUGCCGCGACGAGCCGCUCGCCCAACAUUUGCUCGCCACCGAUCCUGUUGUCAACAAAUAUUUCCAAGCACUUGCUGAUAAACUCGGCGACGACAAAGGCAUUACUGAACACCUCAAGUUACCAAUACAGAGAAUAAACGACUACCAACUACUACUGAAGGAAUUAGUGAAGUACUCAAAAAAACUUGGCGAGGACUGCACUGACAUCCAGAAGGCCUUAGAACUCUUCUUGUCGGUCCCUAAUCGCGCUACCGACAACAAGUUCAUCGCUAGCAUCGAAGGCUACCGGGGGAACAUCUACAAGCUCGGCCGUCUCCUCACCCACGACUGGUUUACAGUCACUGACGUUGAGAGCAAGGCCAAGGAGAGGUAUCUCUUCCUCUUCAAAGCGAGGAUCUUGAUCUGCAAAGUUAAGAAGGUCUCUGAUGACAGAUCAGUGUUCGUUCUCAAGGAUAUCAUCAAACUUCCAGAGGCCGAGGUCAAGGACCAUCCAGAUGAUCGGUUGAGGUUCGAAAUACAUCAGAAGUCAUCACCGCAGCUUGUAACACUCGCAGCGCAUAAGGAGCAAGUGAAGACCGCUUGGUUAGCGGAGAUCGGCCAGCACGCCAGUGAUACUGUCGCAUUAGCUGAACACGCAGCUGACGAUCUACAAGUACUCUCACCACAAAUAACUUCACCUGAACCACCAGAGGCGAACAAAAAGAAAAGAGAACGCACGGAAGACGUACAGGAAGUUCAAGAGAAAAGAAGUCGCACCGAAGAAAUUACUGAAGCUUCUGUUCAAACAGAAACAGGACAAGCGAUUCAAAAGAAACGGACCCGAGUCGAAGAAGUUGAAGUCACUGAAGUAACUACUGGACAGGAAGUUCAAGAAAAGCGGGCACGAGUUGAUGAAGUACAAAUAAUAACACAAACAGAAAAGUUUGAAGACGUAACUAUAAAUCAGUCGUCUGUACAAACAGAAUCACAGCAACAGAUUCAUGAGACGAGAGCUCAAAUUGAAGAAAUACAGAUUACUGAAGUAGUUAACCAGACCAAGCAAAAUACUCAGGAGCAACUUUCUCGAGUACAAGAAUCUACAGUUACAGACCUAAAUAGUAAAGAAAGUUCCAAACAACUUUCAUCGACAUAUGAAAUACAGGGUAACCAAUUACAAGCUGAAGUAUCACAAACACAUGUUGUUAAUUUAGGGACAGAAAGUCAAGUAUCUAUAGAAACAGAGUUGACAGAACAAUCACAGUCACAAAAUUUAAAAAACGACGUUCAAGUAACUGGAAUCGAACAUCAAAUCAAAGAAUCACGUCGCACUAAAGUUUCUAUAGAGACAGAUUCUAAUCAACUUCAAGAACAAAGCUGUAUCGAACAUGUCCAGGUUACUGUAGAAUCUAAACAGGAAAAUAAAUCACAACAAGAAACUUUAACAAACGCCCAAGAAGUUGUAACUAAACAAUAUACACUUUCUGAUGAAACUCAACAUAGUCAAAACAAAAAUUCCGUAAUUACUACAAUAGUAGCGGACGAACUUAAUACAGAAAUUGUACAAGAUAAAGAAUCCAGCCUUGAAUUACAAACAAAACAGCAGUCUAAAGUUGAAGAGGUACAGACAACAAAAGUUGAAACACAAGAAUUGAAUGAAAAGAAGCAAACAGACGUUAAUCUACUAACAGAGCAGGCUAAUAGUAAAGAACAGAUACAAGAUAGUGAGGCUAAAUCAAUUAGUAGUGAGAUCGUAAAGGUUUGCACUAGAGAAGAAUCAUUGGAACAAUUAAAAGCUAAAAGAAAGGCUUCGUUUGAAUCAUCUGUUGCAAAUAAGAUCUCCAAGUCGGAAGUAACUGAAGUUACUUCUGCUAGCGAAGUACAAAAUUCUGCAAAAACUUAUUCUGCUACAUCUCAAUCAGAACUAAAUCAACAAACUCUUAAAUCAAUUGUAUCUACAGAAGAACAAAUAUCAGUAAGUUCUGGAAUAAGUAAAGAAAAAGUCAAAGUUGAAGAACGGGUAAUCACUAGCGCAACUGGCGCGCAAUCGGCAGAUACAGUUUCUAUUAACAAUCAAGCUGUAACCAAGGAGGAGGCUAUUGAGGACGAAAUGUCAAGAUAUAGCCGUAGUUCUCGACUUUCUGGAGAGUACACCAGCAGUAGUAGAAGCGGACGUUAUGAAUCAUCCUCAUAUGACAGUACUGGUCAAUCAUCUUAUUCGCGCCGGGAGAGCGGAUCCCGUUUGGAAAGUGGAAGAUACGAAACAGGAGGAUCCCUCGAGGGAAGCGCCUCUUCUCGAUAUGAAUCUAAAUAUUCCAGUUCGAGGCUAGAAGGUUCCGGAUAUGGGAUUGAGUCGAGUACCGAGUCUAAAUACGAUACCGCUAGUAAGAUCGAUAGUAUCGCCUCUAAGUAUGGUAUAGAGUCUAGCUAUGAUAGCGCUAGUAAAAUUGAUAACAUUGCAUCAAAGUAUGGUAUUGAAUCUAAAAUCGAAGGUCGAUCAUCAAAGUAUAGCCUUGAAGCCAGUUACGAUGGCGAUAAAAUUGAAGGAAUCUCAUCCAAGUCCGAGUCUAAAUACUCAAGAACUAAUGACAGCGAAUCGGCUUAUGAGAGCAAAUACUCUAAAAGUGCUAUCGCUAACGGAUCUAUCGGUACUGGUGAAUAUGAGUCCACCCGAUCCGUUUUGAAAUCGGAAUCGCAAGAUGGAAAACCAGUGUUCUCAAAAACCCUGGAAGGCCAAAACAUUGAGCCGGGUGAGAAAGCCACAUUUGAAUGUUCUCUCCGCGAGUCUGCAGACUCAGUCAAAGUCACUUGGCUGAAAGAUAAUAAGCCUUUAACUGAUCGUCUAAUGGAUCGAGUGAAUAUAUCGUCUAAAAAGGACGGUAACCACAAACUUGAGCUACAACAUUGCCGGGAAGAUGAUUCUGGAAUUUACACCGCCAUGGCUGAAAACGUGAAAGGAACAUCCCAUUGCACCGCCCAGUUAGUCGUCUAUGAAUUGACUCCGGAAGAGAGAAAAGCAAAAAAUGCGCUAAAUGCACCAUACUUUUUGGUCGCGUUAAAAGAUACAGAAAUAAUGCAGAAUACCUACUUGCGCUUCAUGGUUAAGGUCAAGGGAGAUCCCAACCCGGAGGUGAAAUUCUACCGCAAUGACAAAGAGAUCGUGUCGUCUGAGGAGGAGCGUGUGAAGAUAGUGCGCACACGUGCAGAGCGGGGCUGCUACGAGCUGGUGAUCGCUGACGUGGUAGCGUCCGAUGCUGGCCGCUACUCGUGCCGUGCUCAGAACAUCUACGGCGACGUCGCAUCCGACGCCGUUGUCACCGUUGUUGAUGAUAAGAAUAUCUUCUUCGAGCUGCCCCCUGGUGGCGAAGGGCUAUUGGCCAAGGGUGAGAAACCUACCUUCACCUGGAAGAGAGAUGGACAAGCCUUCGACCCUGAAGAGAGAUUCAAAGUGUUGCUUGGCGACGAUGAGGACUCGCUGGCGCUGGUGUUCCAGCAUGUUAAGCCAGAAGACGCCGGCCUCUACACCUGCGUUGCUAAAACAUCCACUGGAAAUAUAUCCUGCUCUGCUGAACUUACCGUCCAAGGUGCUGUGAACGAACUUCAUCGGGAGCCGGAGAAGCCGACCCUGGUCAUUGAGCAUCGGGAGGCGAUCGUAUCAGCUGGCGGCUCCGCUAUGCUCGAGCUGCAGUGCAAGGGCUUCCCCAAGCCAAGCGUGCUGUUCAAGCACGACGGGAAGAUCAUCGAGGCUGACACCAGGCACAAGUUCCUAUAUGAAGAUGAUGAGAGUAUGUCGCUGGUGAUCAAGAACGUGUCGGCAGCUGAUGCAGGUAUCUACCACGUGACUGCCACCAACGAGCUCGGGGAGGACACCUCCACACUGCAGCUCAUCGUCAAGGCGGCGCCCAAGAUCAGGAAGAAGAUAGAGAAUCAGUCCUGCAUGGUUGGAUCCACCCAUACUGUAACCAUCGAAGUGGACGGCACGCCGGCACCCGAGGUGACCUUCUAUAAAGACGGUGUGGAGAUCAAGAGCUCGGAGAGGGUCCAGAUCGUGAAGGAGUCCUCCGACGUGUACAAGAUCAUCAUCAAGGAUGCCAAGCUCACUGACACAGGCUCCUACUCUAUUGUUGCCAAGAACGAGGUGAACCAGUGCUCGGACUUCUGGCAGUGGCACGUAACAUCACCUCCGCGUAUACUUAAGAAGCUCGGAGACACCAAGGUCUGCGAAGAGAAAGAGACCGUCACCUUCAAGAUAGAGACGGAAGCCGAGCCUGCGCCCACUGUUAAAUGGUACAAGAACAAAACGGAGCUGGUAGAGUCUACUGCGAUCAAGAUCUCAUCGUCUGGAGAAGCGCAUUCGCUGGUCAUCACGUCGGCUGCUCGCGCUGAUGCCGGGGAAUACUCCUGCGAGGUGCGCAACCCGCACGGCGACGCGUCGGACGCGUGCUCGCUGCGCGUGCGCGGCGCGGCGCAGUUCACGCAGCGGCUGCGUGACGUCACCGCCGCCGAGGGCGACACCAACGUCGAGUUCACCGUCGCCGUCGACGGCUACCCCGAGCCCGCCGUCAAGUGGUACCUGGGUGACGUGGAGAUAACUGAGAAGAAGUCGGUGUUCACUCGGGUGGACAGCGGCAGUACACACAAGCUGAUCCUCAAGGAGGUAUCCGCUGAGUACUCCGGAAAAUAUACUUGCAAGGUGUCCAACGAGCUCGGCGCUGACUCCUGCGAAGCUACCUUCACAGUCAACAGGAAGCCUCGCAUCACCAAGAGUCUGGUAGAUAUAUCAGUAGAUGCUGGACAGACGUUGAAACUGGACGUCGAAGUGGAAGGUUGCCCAGAACCGAAGGUCAAGUGGUACAAGGAUGGUAAAGAAGUCACUACUGAUGCUAGAAUCAAGAUUGAAAGAGAUACGCAGAGAUUGGAGAAUUACCACUUGACAGUGACGCUGGUAAAGGAGGAGGAUGGUGGAGAGUACGAAGUGCGCGCUUCCAACGAAUUUGGCAGCGUCUCCUCCAAGAGCACGGUCACUGUGCACACUAGAGAAAUACAUUCGAGAUUAUCAAAGGAAGCUAUUGUCGAAAAUGAAAUCGAAGAUGAGAGUAAAUCGAAACAACGGCUAAUAGAAGAGGAGGUGGAUACUGGUGGAAAACAUACUGCAAAGAAAGGAAAAACAAAACCAGACGAAGCUGUGGAAAAAUCAAUAUGGGACGACGACGAUGAGGGAGUCGCUAAAAAAGCAAAUAUAGAAGAUGUCGACACUCCCAAGGCUACCAAAGCGAGAAAGUCUAUUACUGAACCAAUAACAGCUGAGGAGAAAUCUAUUUGGGAUGAUCUGGAUGAUGAUGGAAGGCAAAAGAAACCUGUAGUUGAAGAAAUCGAUACUCCAGCAAGCAGCAAGGGCAAAAAGUCGGUAACACAACCAGAUGUCGCUGAAGAGAAAUCUAUAUGGGAUGAAAACCACAAUGAACAGAACAAAAAGAUUCUAAUAGAAGAGGUAGAUGGCGAAAUACAGACAGGUGAAAAGGGUAUUACAAAACCAGAAAUAAUUGAAGAGGUUUCUAUUGAAGAAGAUUUGAAGUCCCCAAAACGUAAAUCUGUCAAAAAACAUUCUGUUCAAGAAGAACCAUUGAGUGCUGAAACUGAAGGCCGAGUUUUCCAAACAGUAACUACAUUCAAGACGGGCGAAGACGGGUCUAUAAUAAUGUCAAAAGUAAGCAGCACUCGGUCUCACGACGCUAUAAUAACAGGUCCAGCCGAAACGCGCACUUUACACAAAAUGAAAUCUACAGCCGUUUAUUACGAUGAUGAUUAUAAUGGCAGAAAACUAAUUCAGCCCACUAAACCACACACAACUUCUUUAGAGGUUGAAGAAAUAGCGAGUCAUAGCUAUUUCUUAUCUGAAUUGGGUCAAUUUUCUGUACCUGAUCAUAUAAGACGAGGUACUUAUGGAAUAAUCGAAGAACCACAAACGGACUCUGAAGCCGAAAAUAGCUCAAGGUAUGGAAGAAAUCACAGCAAUAGAUCUGUUUCAAUCAUGUCAGUAUCUGAAGAUGAGACGAGUUGGCAAAAUGAAACAUUGUCACGAGAAAUAUCCAUUGAAGACCUGUCAAAAUCUAUUUUUGACAUAGACGAAAGUAGAAAAGUAUUUAGCAAAGACUCUUAUGUGCGACAAUCAUCAUUUAAAGAGGACUACUUCACAGAUGAGGGCGAAGAGGAAUCAUUCGUGUUAAGAGAAAAAACACAAAAAAUAUACGAGAAUGACAUAACUGAAAAAUUAAUAAAUAUUUCGAAAGAGUUUGACGAAAACGAAAAUAAAAACGAGAAUAAAACUCAUGAUAUUAAAAAUCGUAUUAUAGAGGAAUUUCUUCUGGGUCCUCCAAAAAUCCCUGAAAAUAUAACGAAAAACACAACAGAAACGACUGCUGAGAGGAAGAAAAAGCAUUCAAAUAAAUUAUUUUGCGUAGAAGAGGAAGCAGAUGAUGAUUUAGAAGAGCUGUUAAGACGUAGUCAGAGACAAAGAAGCAUUCUUGAUGAAAUACUUAAUGAGGAAGAUGAAAAAGCACCCCCCACAAUAAAAGACAGCAGCAUGAAAGACGGACACGUAUACGAAUCUCUUCCUCUCGUGUACACUGUGCAAGCUACCGGCUCCCCGAAGCCUACAGUUCGCUGGCUUCACGACGGCAAAGAGGUGAAGCCGUGCAAACGGGUACACAUCUCCGAAGAAAGCGGUGUUUACCGGCUGUUCAUCGAUAGCGUCAACUUGGAUGAUGCUGGCAAGUGGCAGUGCGAGAUCACCAACAAUCUGGGAACCAAGGUGCAGCAGGCUGACUUGUCUGUUUCCCCCGUGAGCGAGUACCGCAAGCCGAUAUUCACAAGCCCGCUGGAGGCGCAGCGCGUGCUGCAGCGGGAGCCUGUGACUCUGAAGGCGGUGUGCACGGCCGACCCCCUGCCGCACGUGGCCUGGCUGCUCAACGGCAAGGAGAUCACGCCCGACGCCACCGUCCUCACCAGCGCUGACUCCAAGGACCUCGAACAUGGACUUAAGGAGUGCACCUUUACUCUGAAUAUACCCACAGGUCGGCACGCUGAUACUGGUGUAUACACAAUCCAAGCUAAGAACAAAUACGGUGUGGGCGAGAGCUCGGCGCGGCUGGACAUCCUGCUGCGGCCAGAGAUCGAGGGCCUGAAAGACGUCACCGCAGUACCCUACGAGGAGACCAGCUUCGUCACCAACAUACGAGCCAAUCCCAUCGCAGAAGUGAAGUGGAGCAAAGAUGGGUACGCCAUUCAGCCAUCGUCCCGGUACGAUAUAGUUGAAGAUAAAGCCAACGAGAGUUACCGGCUGGUGGUGAAGAAGGUCGGCGUGGACGACGCCGGCGUGUACACGGUCACCGCCACCAAUGAGAUCGGAGAGACCGCCCAGCAGGCCAGACUUACCGUACACACCGGCGAGCCUAUAUUCACGAAGCCGCUGCAAGAUGAAACGGUAAAGGACCAGGAGGAUGUAACACUGCGCGUGCGCUGCGACGGUGUGCCCAAACCGGAAGUGACGUGGUACCGCGACGGUCGCCCGGUGGCCGACGACGACCGCCACACCGUCCGGACCGUCGUCGGCGGGCAGGUCGACAGCGAACUUGAGAUCAAGCGGUUCCAAGCCAGCGAUGCUGGCAAGUACCGCGUGGAAGCAGCCAGUCUGGCAGGGUCUGCACAGUGCGAGGCGCAAGUAUCGCUGGGGCGGGCAGCCCCAGGAUUCUCGCAUAAGCUACCGCGGCAGCAGGACGUGGACGAGGGCGAGCCGCUGGUGCUCAAGGCCAAGCUGGACGGCAGCCCCGUGCCCGCCGCCAAGUGGUACAAGGACGGUGUGGAGCUGCCCGCAGACGACCCUCGCGUGCAGCAGUCCGCGCUGCCCGACGGCACGGUGCGGUUGAGCAUCGAACAUGUGACCCCGUCUGACUGCGGCGCGUACAAGCUCGUCAUCACCAACCCCCACGGGGAGAGUUCCGCUCUCUGCGCAGUUGCCGUUAACCCUACGCCAAGGAAACCCUCGUUCAGCAAGGAGCUGGAGGACAUGACAGCUGUGAUCGGACAGCCCCUGAAACUGGAGGCCAGGGUGAUGGCGUUCCCAGCACCAGAGAUCAAGUGGUUCAAAGAUGGUCUGCCGGUGCGUCCGUCGCAGGCCGUGAACUUUAUCAACCAGCCGGGCGGCGUGGUCGGCCUCAGCAUCGACAGCUGCCGGCCCGAGGACGCCGGACUCUACUCUCUGACCGUUACCAACAAACUCGGAGAGGUGGCGUCUAAAGCUAAGGUGGAAGUGCAACAAAGGGAGCGCAAGCCAGCGUUCAUCGCGGAGCUGCAACCCGCCAAGGUGAUCGAAGGGUUCCCAGCCAAGCUGGAGAUCAAGGUCCUCGGACACCCGCAGCCCACCAUCAAAUGGACGCACAACGGCGUGGAAGUGGUACCGGACGGUCAGCGUGUGCGUGUGGUGUCUCAGCCGGACGGUACUCACGCGCUGCUGCUGGACCGGGCCACCGCUGCAGAUGGCGGGCAGUACGCCGCUGUCGCCGUCAAUGACUGCGGCGAGACUGCCAGCAACGCGGUACUCACCAUCGCCAGUCGUGAUGAUGACUCCUCACCACAAGAACGCCCGCAGCUGGUCCAUGGUCUGCGGGAGAUGUCUGGUGAGGAAGGACAGCCGCUGACAGUAUCAGCUCCGUUCCGCGGCAACCCCAUACCCGAGGUCACCUGGACCAAGGACGGGAAGCCACUUAUGCCCAGCGACCGGGUUCUGCUCACUUGCGAUGGGAAGAGGGUGGGCUUAGAGAUCAACCCAUUAGAAACACCUGAUGCUGGCGUGUACGCCGUGCAACUGGUGAAUCCGCUCGGAGAGGACAGCUCCGAGGGUAAGCUGACAGUACGCAAGGUGUUCAAGCCUCCCAGCUUCUCGCAGCGGUUCACCGAUCUGCAACAGCUGCCGACGUUCGACGCGAAGUUCCCGGCGCGCGUGAGCGGGAUCCCGUCGCCGGAGAUCUCGUGGUACAAGGACGGCGUGGCGCUUCAGCCCGGCGAUAAGUACCACGUGCGGCGUGACGGCGACGCGUGCUGCCUGUACGUGCGCGACGUCACGCUCGGCGACGCCGGCCGCUACCGCUGCCGCGCCUCCAACCGCGAGGGCGAGGCCACCUGCGAGGCCACGCUAGAGGUCGUCGACAAGAUCGCCAAAAAGCAGAAAAUUGAACCGCCAGCAUUCCUGAAGAAGAUCGGCGACACGGAGGUGUACCGCGGCAUGAGCGCCAAGUUUACCGCCUGCGCCACCGGCACGCCAGACCCUGACGUCGAAUGGUUCCGCAACGAUGAGAAACUGUUCCCGUGCGAACGCAUCCGUAUGGACAAGGAGACGACCGGCCUGCUGCGGCUGACCAUCAGCGGCAUCGACCCCAGCGACGUGGGCACCUACCGCUGCAGGAUCUACAACCCCCACGGGGAGGAGUCCUGCACCGCGCAGCUCACCUACGACACUUUGGAGCCACAGAACAACAGGCGUCCCCUAGCAGACCAGUACUCGGACUUCGAUAAGAUGAAGAAGACCGGCGUACCGAUGCCUCUCGCGGAUAAGCCAAUCAUCUCGCGAAUGGCCGACCGUCACCUGACGCUGUCGUGGAAGCCUUCCAUCCCGCACGGACCCAGGUUCCCUGUCACAUAUCAGGUGGAGAUGUGCUCGGUACCGGACGGCGACUGGCUGACGGCGCGGCGCGGGCUGCGCUCGUGCGUGUGUGACGUGCGCAACCUCGAGCCGUUCCGCGACUACAAGUUCCGUGUGCGCGUCGAGAACCAGUUCGGCGUGAGCGACCCGUCGCCGUAUGCGAUCACGCAGCGGGAACGCCUCGAGCCGCCGCCGCCGCGCUUCGUGCCGUACCUCGCGCCCGACAUCGACUUCCGGCCCGAGACCUCGCCCUACUUCCCGAAAGACUUCGACCUGGAGCGACCGCCCGCUGAUGGACACGCUCAGCCGCCUCGCUUCCUGCGCCAGGAGCAGGACAAGCAGUACGGCGUCAAGGGGCACAACGUCAGCCUCUUCUGGUUCGUCUACGGGUAUCCUAAGCCGAAGAUGACCUACUUCUUCAAUGAUGAGCCGAUCGAGAUCGGCGGCAGAUACGACUGGAGCUACACGAGGAACGGACAGGCGACGCUCUUCAUUAAUAAGAUGUUAGAGCGCGACGCGGGCUGGUACGAGGCAGUGGCGACCAACGAGCACGGGCAGGCGCGACAGCGAGUACGACUGGAGCUGGCCGAGUACCCGGCCUUCAUCCGGCGGCCCGAGGAGACCGUGCUGCUGCAGCGCCGCGGCGGCCGCCUGGAGGCCAGGAUCACCGGCGUGCCCUACCCGGACAUCAAGUGGUACAAGGACUGGCAGCCGCUGGCGCCCAGCGCCAGGAUUAAGAUCCAAUUCAUCGAGCCUGACACAACAGUGCUGGUGAUCCACGACGCGAUCCUGAAGGACGAGGGUCUGUACUCGGUGUCUGCGCGAAACGUAGCCGGUGCAGUCAGCUCCUCGGCCAUGCUGCACGUGGAGGAAGACGAGCAUCUGUACUCUGACAGGAUCCGCGAGCACCCGCCGCGCGUGAAACCGAGCACAAAACCGUUCGGCGACUACUACGACCUCGGGGACGAGCUCGGGCGCGGUGUGCAGGGCGUCGUCUACCACGCCGCAGAGCGGCUCACAGGUCGCAACUACGCCGCGAAGAUAAUGCAUGGCCAUUCAGAAUUGAAGCCGUUCAUGAAGAAUGAACUGGAGAUCAUGAAUUUACUAAACGACCGUCACUUGAUCCGCCUGCAUGACGCGUACGAGCACGAGCACACCCUGGCGCUGGUGACGGAGCUGGCUGCUGGUGGGGAGCUCGUCAGGGACCGGCUCCUGCGCAGUCAGGGUUACACCGAGCGGGAGAUAGCUGGCUACAUUCGGCAGCUGCUCCGAGGACUGAAGUAUAUGCAUGACAACAGCGUCGCGCAUCUUGGUCUUACGAUCGGUGAGCUCCUCCUAUCGCAUGUAGGCAGCGAUGAACUGAAGAUCUGCGACUUCGGCCUCUCGCGUCGCAUUCAAUUCAACAAGCACGCCGCCCUCGACUACGGCAUGCCAGAAUUCGUAGCUCCCGAGGUGGCCAGCGGAGAAGGUGUCUCCUACGGAGCUGAUAUGUGGAGCGUGGGCAUCAUCACGUACAUCCUGCUCAGCGGUCACUCGCCCUUCCGAGGAGUUAAUGACCGGGAGACCCUCACAAGGAUCAGGGAGGGACGGUGGGAAUGGCACGACGAGUUGUGGUGGUCCCGCCUGAGCACGGAGUCCAGGGACUUCAUCUCGAAGCUGCUGGUGUUCAACUGGCACGAGCGUAUGGAUGUGAAUACAGCGCUUUCACACCCGUGGUUGACUCUGGCGGAUAAGAUCUACCAGGAGGAGUAUCAGAUCACGACGGACAGACUGAGGAAUUAUUAUAAUCUGUACAGAGAUUGGACGGGUAACGCGCAGUGCCGCACUUGGUUCCGGCGGCGGCCGCUCAGCGGAGCCUUCGAGCAUCCCUCCAAGAUGGUGUACCCGCCAGGGGAAGUCUACACCCCCGAAGGGUCACCUGAGAGGUCCCGCGAACGCAGCACAGGAGCCUUUGACCUGAAGUUCAAACAAUGGGAACACCCUGACUGGGAGGUCUCCGCUAAGUCUGAGAGCCAUUACCAGAACGGUCCGGACACGUACCUGCUGCAGCUGCGCGACGUAUCGUUCCCGGUGCGGCUGCGCGAGUACAUGAAGGUGGCCUGCGACCGCUCGCCCGCCUACUACAUCAGCGUGCACGACGUCUACGACCCCAGGACCCCUAUCAUCCGCGAGCGACGCCGCUUCACGGACAUCAUGGACGAGGAGAUCGACGACGAGCGCCGCGAGCGCAUCAACAACUACGGCAGCGAGAGCUACACCAUCCGCCGCCUGCGGCACGAGCUCGGCACCCGUCUCGACAGCUACGCAGAAGCACAGGCCUUCAUGGAAUCCAAGAAAGACGGCCAGCUACCAUUCUUCCGCGAGAAACCGCAGAUCCUCCCCAUCCGCGAAGGCGACAACGUCCAACUAUCCUGCUACGCUGUCGGAGACCCCAAACCGGUGAUCCAGUGGUUCAAAAACGAUAUGGUCCUGGCGGAAGGUCAGCGCAUCAAGAUAAUAGAAGACGACGACGGCAGAUCUACUCUCAAGUUCGAACCCGCUAUGCACCACGAUAUAGGAUUCUACAAAGUCGUCGCCAGGAACAAGGUGGGACAGACUGUGGCGAGGACGAGGGUCGUGGAAGCGAGCACUCCUGAUGCCCCUGACAGCCCUACAGCUGCCGAUGUCUCGGAUACUGAAGUGCUACUUAGGUGGAAGCAGCCUAAGUACGACGGCAACUCACCUGUUGUCUGUUACAGUCUUCAGUACAAAGAAGGCGACAGUGUCGAAUGGAAGGACGUAGCUAACAAUAUCGAUCAUGAAUUUUACGUCGUUAGAAACCUAAAAUCGGACACUAGUUAUCAAUUCAGGCUGUCUUCCCGCAAUAGAAUCGGAUGGAGCGACAAGGGAAUACCGACUAAUCUGAUAAAGACUAAAGUAUCCGGCGCGGCGAGGAUCGAAGUCACUAAAGCCAUGAAACAUCUGCAGCAGCUCACAGAAUCCGGUCAGGAAAUAGUUCUCGACGAGGAGAGGCCGAAAUUGAACUACAACACAGAGGACAGCCCCGCCGAUUGGGACACAUCUGACGCUUUCACGGAACGAUACAGCUUCAUAUCUGAAUUAUGGCGCGGAAAGUAUUCGAUCAUAGUUAAAGGUGUCGACAAGAAAAACGACAGUGUAGUUGUGUCCAAAAUAUUGGAGAACCGUCCAGAAACUGAAGUACAGGUCCAGAGGGAGUUCGAAUGCCUAAGAAGGCUAAGGCACGAGAGGAUAUCGAACUUGUUGGGUGCAUACCAGGCUCACGGGUCACCUGUGAGCGCCCUUAUUAUGGAGAAGCUGCAAGGUGCUGAUAUCCUAACGUACCUUUCCAGCCGUCACGACUACACAGAACAGAUGGUGUCGACUAUUGUAACGCAGAUCCUGGAUGGGCUACAGUAUAUACACUGGCGAGGGUAUUGUCACCUCGACCUGCAGCCUGACAAUAUUGUAAUGGCAUCAGUCAGGUCAAUCCAGGUCAAGUUAGUCGACUUUGGAUCGGCGCAUAAAGUCACCAAGUUGGGGACCAGCGUGCCACAAGUUGGUGACUUGGAAUAUAAAGCGCCGGAGAUAGUGAACGACGAGGCAGCGUACCCGCAGACGGACAUCUGGUCUUUGGGCGUACUCACGUACGUGAUGCUGUCGGGAGUGUCUCCCUUCCGUGGAGAAUCCGACGCGGAGACCAAGCUCAACAUCUCCUUCGUGAGGUACCGCUUCGAGCACCUCUACAAGGAGAUCACGCAG
Molecule: messenger RNA, 18816 nt
Organism: Achroia grisella
Lineage: Eukaryota; Metazoa; Arthropoda; Insecta; Lepidoptera; Pyralidae
Gene: Obsc
Product: obscurin
Exons: 56
Biological process (GO): protein phosphorylation
Molecular function (GO): protein binding; protein kinase activity; guanyl-nucleotide exchange factor activity
Source: RefSeq, a predicted model, not a curated record